Molecule: messenger RNA, 2415 nt
Organism: Hevea brasiliensis (rubber tree)
Lineage: Eukaryota; Viridiplantae; Streptophyta; Magnoliopsida; Malpighiales; Euphorbiaceae
Product: protein FAR-RED IMPAIRED RESPONSE 1-like
Exons: 2
Coding region: 1-2415 (804 amino acids)
Biological process (GO): regulation of DNA-templated transcription
Molecular function (GO): zinc ion binding
Source: RefSeq, a predicted model, not a curated record
AUGGCGGGGUUAAGUCAGGGAAGGUCAUAUCGUAGGCAAUUGUUUGAUGAGAUAUUUGAUUUUAGUGAAGAUGAUAGUUUGUUCACUGAAGAUGUGGAGGAAGAUGAAUCAGCUGGUGAUCAAGAUAUGAACGAAGGAGGCAUUAGAGCAGUAGCAAACACUAAUGCUAUUGAAGAAGGUCCUCUAACAGGGAUGUUAUUUCCUUGUAUCAGCACUAUGUUCAACUUCUAUAAAGAACAUGCUAGAUUGAAAGGUUUUAGUGUUUUCAAAAGAUCAUCAGUUAAUGUACGGGGUGGAUCUCGCAAAUAUCAAACAAUUAGUUGCGAUAAAGGAAGGAAAGCAAUUGGUGCGAAAUCAUCAAAAAGGAUAAAUUGUCCUGCAAAGAUUAAUGCAAUCCUAAGAGAAAAUGGAAUGUGGCAGAUUUCAAAAGUUAUUUCAAGUCACAAUCACGAAUUGGAACCUUCUAUGUCUAGAUUGAUGGUUGCUCACAGGUCACUGAAUAUGGAUAUGAAGAGGAGAUUGGAGGCAAACGAUAUAGCUGGCAUAAGACCCGCAAAAAGCAUUAGGUUGCUUGAAGUUCAAGCAGGUGGACCAGAAAAUUUAAGCUGUUUGUCAAAGGAUUGUCGAAACUUCAUUGAGCGAAAGAGGAGGCUACGACUUGGUGAUGGUGAUGCUGAGGCUAUACGUAAGUUGUUUGUGAGAAUGCAACGAAACGAUCCUGAGUUUUUCUAUUCAUUUGAUCUUGAUGAUGAUUCCAGGCUUUCAAAUGUUCUAUGGGUUCAUCCUCGUAGUCGAGCUGCUUACGAGGAAUUCAAUGAUGUUGUUAGUUUUGACACUACUUACCUUGUUAAUCGAUACAAGUUGCCAUUUGCCACCAUUGUUGGAGUAAAUCAUCAUGGGCAAUCUAUUUUAUUAGGAUGCGCCUUGAUCUCACAUGAAGAUGUAAACACUUUUAAGUGGUUGUUCAUGACGUGGCUUGAAGCAAUGGAAGAUGUUCAUCCUAAUUCUAUUCUUACAGAUCAAUGCGAGAGCAUGAGGAAAGCCAUUAGGGAGGUAAUGCCUAAUACUAGACACAGAUUUUGCUUGUGGCAUAUAUUAUGCAAGGUACCUGAGAAGUUUAAGGGUGUUACUGAUUAUGAUAGUGCAUGCCUUGAGUUUAAAGCUGUAAUAUAUGAUAGCUUAACCAUCGAGAUGUUUGAGAGAAAUUGGAAUGAGUUUGUGGUGAAGCAUGGGUUGGAAAGAAAUGAAUGGCUUUCCAAACUAUAUGUUGAUAGGGAGUAUUGGGUUCCAAUUUAUCUCAAUCACACAUUUUGGGCUGGAAUGGUUUCGACUCAAAGGAGUGAGAGCAUGCAUGCCUAUUUUGAUGGGUAUGUUAACUCAAUGAGCACACUAAAGCAAUUUGUGGAGCAGUAUGAGAUUGCUAUGUGUGACAAGAAUGAAAAGGAGUUCUAUGCUGAUUUCAAAUCAAAAAACACAGUUGUAAAUUGCAUAUCUGUUUUUAAAUGGGAACAACAGUUUCAAAAGGCAUUUACUAAUUCAAUAUUCAAGCUCGUUAAAGAGGAGAUUAAACGAAUGUGGUAUUGCCAUGUCAUUCAGCCAACUGAAGAGGGAAGGCGUGAAGCAGAUAAUGAGCCAGGAAUUGAGAGACAUAAAAUUAUGGAGAAAUCCAUAAUCAACAACUGGUUUCGUAGGGAGUUUGUUUAUGAUGUAGAGUACAGGGAAAAUGGCCAAUAUUUCAGCUGCAAUUGUAAGAAAUUCGAAUCAAAAGGAAUAUUGUGCUGCCAUAUCAUGAGGUUGAUGUCACUCAAAGACAUAAAGUUCAUCAACGAACGAUAUUUGCUUAGGCGAUGGAGAAAAGAUGUUAAUCGUGUCCAUAGUAAAAAGUUUUUUCACGGAGGGUACCCACAUAUGACAGAGGAGUUUGAGAAAUACAGGGAGAUGGAGAGGUUAUUUCAAGAAGCAUCCGAUUUGGCUUACGAUGACAAUAAGAUCAAAUUUGUGAAACAACGGUUGGCUGAAUUGAAGCGGGAUUUAUUGAGCUGGAAUGAUGGAAUGAUUGCUCCUACCAGUAAUGCACAGGUUACUAUUGACACUAACAAUGUUGAUGAAAACGAAGAAAAUGAAAGAGUUAUUCUUAAUCCACAUGUGACUCGUAGUCGUGGACGGCCACGAAUAAACAGGCACAGAUCAGUAAGGGAGAUCACUCAACGAGCAAAUUCUGGUAGGAAUAGAAACAGUGGAAGGGGCAGGCGUAGAGGUCGACCAAGAAACAAUAUUAACUCGAAUAUUGCUGAGCAGGUUGGGCCGCAUAAUAGCCAAACACCAGGCAGCCAAACACAAGGAAAUGUUGCCGAUGUCAGAAUUAAUCCGAUUGUCAGUGGUACUAUACCAAGACAUCAUAGUAUUAGGCAUUAA